AUGCAGAAUAUUGUCCGAACAACAGACGCCUUCCAGCCCCUCCUGCUCGCCGAAGCCCUCAAGGACAGGGGGUCACACACCAGUGGCAUCUUCACCCGAGAGAUGAAGGAAGCAGCCAUGGAGUUAAAGGCUAAGGAAGACAUCACUGUGCGACAGGCAGAUAAGACAGCUGCCUUCGUCUUAAUAAAAACAAAGGAAUACCAUGAGAAGCUCGAUGCUAUCCUGUCCAACUCCUCAAAGUUUGAACGUCUCACACGGAACCCCAUGGAAGACAUCAAAAGGGACGCCAACCAUGUCAUCAGUACCAUCAACACGUCAACCAACGCAGUCCACCUUUCUCCCAUCCAAGAGGACUUCAGCCUUGGUUACCUCUACGGGAACGUGAAAACCCAUAAGGAAGGCAACCCCCUCCGCCCGAUCAUCAGCCAGACACCUGCCCUGACUUACGCCUUGGCCAAGCGCCUCAAUCAAAUUUUACUCCCUAUGUCCCGAGCCGCUAUAGCCUGA
This is a messenger RNA of Macrobrachium nipponense, 507 nucleotides long. RefSeq lists its product as uncharacterized. Bases 1 to 507 code for a protein of 168 amino acids. The record is from RefSeq and is a predicted model, not a curated record. The transcript has a single exon. NCBI's taxonomy places the organism in Eukaryota, Metazoa, Arthropoda, Malacostraca, Decapoda, Palaemonidae.